Molecule: messenger RNA, 1881 nt
Organism: Aspergillus pseudonomiae
Lineage: Eukaryota; Fungi; Ascomycota; Eurotiomycetes; Eurotiales; Aspergillaceae
Exons: 3
Coding region: 274-1221 (315 amino acids)
Biological process (GO): protein insertion into mitochondrial inner membrane from matrix
Cellular component (GO): mitochondrion; mitochondrial inner membrane
Source: RefSeq, a predicted model, not a curated record
CGAGCAGCACAGCACAGCGCACAGUCAGCGACGAGACGACUUCAUAUGCCAGCGAUAGAUCCGUCCUUUAGGAAGCUGCCGAUAAAGUCGACGCCAUGACCUAGCGUGCGAAUCAGAGAGAGCACGGCUGGCCGAACGUUCUGAGAAAUGACGGGCGGAGUUGAUAUCACGUGAGUCAUCCCGUCGGGAUUUCUUUUGCGGUCUUGAUCAUUGGUUCUCUUUGACUCGACUCUCAAUUCGUUCUGCUCGAGGUUCUCGUGGCCUUACUUCACAAUGGCGUCCUCGCUGUCAAAGGGGCCCGUCUUUACGGCCGUCCGCUCCAAUAACGCCGUUUUCCAACUGUACUCCUGUCAAUGCCGGUUUCUUUCGCAGUCGUCCCAUCGCAGUGCCAUGCGGGGGAUUCCCGAAAACAUUUCCAUCAAACAACCAGCUCAACCAAGUAUGGCGACGAGGGGGAUGGGUCUGUCAAGGUCUGAAUUGCCUCAGGAUAUUGGGUUGCUGCCAGGCACAUACGUUCGCCCGCUCUGGAGGGAUAUGCCUUCGAUCUUUCAACAACCGCGGGAGCGUCUGCAAUUGGAGUGGCUUUGGUUGAAAUCGGGAUUCCAGAAUUUCUUGGGUCUUGUCGCUUAUUGCAAAUGGUUUAAUUCUGGGUUACCGCUCCGUCUGAAGGAGCGUCGGCAGGCUGCUCGUGAGCUCCACCAGCGCAUGUACUCUGCGUUCGCUAAGGGAGACAUCAGUACCCUGCGCAAGGUCUGCUGCACCGGCCUUGCCAACAACCUUUCCUCCCGUAUCGCCAACCGCCCCAGGGAUGAGAAAGUCAGCUGGUCUCUUGACAAAUACAACCGCACUCCAGCAACUCUUCUCACCGGAAUCCGUGUGUUGUCGGACCGUGCUACUCAAAUCCCCGAGAUCCCCGAUUCUGGAGUGCGACAGGUCGUGGUGCGUAUCACAAGCAGACAGUCUACUGGGAAGUCCAAGGUGGUCAAGACGGGCAAGUCUGAAGUCUCCGUCGAGUCUACCGCUCCGCCCAAGCAACAAGACUGCACCGAAUACAUUGUUCUCCAGAAGCUUCGGUGGUAUGGCGAGGACGAGGACUGGCGCAUUUGGGGCCACGCUACGCCUACCACUGUGGAAGACCUCGCCAACCCCAUGUUCGUCUCCGGACUGACGUUUGCAGAGCGUAUGGAAGCCAUGAAGGAACAGUUUCAAGGAAAGAAAUAAGCCCCAUCAUACGCAGAAAUCACGCCAAUAGCUGUAUAACGAGCCCCUAAUGGCUAAGAGGUAGAGCCCAGACUCCUGGCACUCAUCUCCAGAAUGAGCGAGAGGCAUGUCAUUGCCUCGUCACGACGUACAAAAAGUGCCCUGGCUUUUCGUUGAGAAUGUCAUCUCACUUCAUCUUUCCCCCUUACAGGAUCAUGCUGUGCCUCUGACAGCCAAUUUCGAUUCUACCCGUGUCUUAAAACUACCCCAUGUUCCCGGGUUUUUGCAUUCUCACCAUGUAUUCAGCGGGCUCUCGAAGGACUUCGCAUUGCCACACUUCAUCAUUUGUACUAUAUCCGGUUUUUGCUGUCAUUUUCCAACUUGUAAUUAUCCAACAGGCUUCGUCAAUUCAAUCAUAGAAAGAACGUGACAUGAUCAAAACCGAACUGAAGACGACUUGAUUGCGCUAAAUCCACUAGAAUUACAUUAUAGGCAAGUAAUGAUAUCUCAUCAGGAUAUUUCACCGGUCCAAAUAUCACUAUAUACAUACGUUAGAAAAAGGAGGUUGGCUUGCAAGGCAAGGCAAACGAAGAAAGAUGGCCAUGGCCUUUUGUUCUCGAGGCGCAACUAAUCAUCAUCGAAGAUCUGGAAAGUGUUCAAAAGAACCGUCUCUAUAACCCG